Mytilus californianus (California mussel) is the source of this 1818-nucleotide messenger RNA. RefSeq names its product alkylglycerol monooxygenase-like. Gene Ontology annotation, biological process: lipid biosynthetic process. The coding region runs from base 112 to 1446 and encodes 444 amino acids. The transcript has 11 exons. The record is from RefSeq and is a predicted model, not a curated record. NCBI's taxonomy places the organism in Eukaryota, Metazoa, Mollusca, Bivalvia, Mytilida, Mytilidae. Gene Ontology annotation, cellular component: endoplasmic reticulum. Gene Ontology annotation, molecular function: iron ion binding; oxidoreductase activity.
UAUCUAGCACACAGAUAAUAGAUAGAUAUAUAUAUAUAUAUGACCCUUUAACUUUAUAUAACCAAAUAUACACUAUGUAAUCUUUCUCAUUUCACUUAUUAAACACCCAACAUGGCUAGUGUAUUGAAAGUACCGUUUGAUGUUGGAAUGAGGCGGCUGUUUUAUGCUGUAACACCUAAUGAAACCUCCUUCUCUGAUGUUAAAGACGUACCGGCUUACACAGACGAAUCCGGACCAUUCUUCUUCGUUUUAAUAUUCCUGGAGUUGGCCAUUUCAGCUUACAAGAAAGAUGGAAAGUACAGACUCGGUGAUAGUAUCACAUCCAUUAGUGCUGGAGUAAUUUCUAGAUUUCCAUUGUUAUUUGUAAAAGCCAUUAGUCUUGUGGCGUAUAUGUGGGUACAUGAGCACUUCAAAAUAUUCCAGUUACCAUGGAAUUCACAAUGGACAUGGUGGUUGUGCUUUUUAGGCGUUGAUUUGGGUUAUUACUGGUUCCAUAGACUUGCACACAAGGUGAAUUUUAUGUGGGCAGCCCAUCAAGUACACCACAGUUCAGAAGACUACAAUCUAGCAACAGCCUUACGACAAUCCGUGUUACAGAGUUAUACAUCCUGGGUGUUUUAUCUUCCCCUUGCCUUAUUUAUUCCACCACAGAUUUUUAUUGUACAUCAAGAGUUGAAUAUCUUAUAUCAGUUUUGGAUACAUACACAGUACAUAAAAUCCCUCGGGCCGUUGGAAUAUAUACUUAAUACUCCAAGUCACCACAGAGUACAUCAUGGUAGAAAUCGUUAUUGUAUUGACAAGAACUAUGCUGGAACCCUCAUCAUAUGGGACAGAUUGUUUGGAACGUUUGAAGCAGAAAAUGAAGAAGUAGUAUAUGGGCUUACCCAUCCUUUAAAUACCUUUGAUCCAAACUACGUACAGUUUUGCCACGCCAAGUAUACUUUUCGACGGUUUUUGGAUACGAAGGGAAUAAAAAACAAAUUAGGUGUGUUAUUUUGUGGACCAGGAUGGGACCAAGGAAAACCUAGAACAGGAUUAAUUGAAGAUAUCCCAAACGUUAAGGCACCACAUCCAAAGUAUGACCCAAAGCAUUCUUUGAUAGUUAAUAUUUAUGCUGCUGUUCACUUUACAGUACUACUGAUAAUGAACCUUGAGCUUGUAACACAGAAAGGGGGUUUGUCACAAGCUUUGAUCAUUUGUUUAUUAUUGUAUUUCGGAUUUAGUCUUACUUGCUUUGGGAAAAUAUUUGACAAUGCACCAGGGGCUGUGUAUUGCGAGAUUACACGAUGUGGUGCAUCGUUAUUACUGGAUUGGGUGAUGUGCUUUUUUGAAGUAUAUCAACCAAGCGAUCGUCCAGAAAGUGUCAUGUUACUACAGAUGCUAUUCUUUAUAAGUAUAGUGUCCAUCAUGCUUCUGUUCACAAUAAGGAAGGACAAAACAGCUUGAAUCAGUGCAUAACAAGAUUAUUUCAAAGAAAUUAUAAUCUAAACACAACAGGUUCUUUUCAGUGAUAUCAAUUUAACGGGUGAAAUAUAUUGUUAUGGUUGUUUUCACAGAAUUUGUCAAUUUCAACAAAUGUGAUAAUUCAUCAAACCCUAAAAAGUUGAUUAACUUAGUUAAUUUAAAAUUCCUGAGGUAAUUUAACAGUGAUCAAAUAUAUUUGAAAGACACGUGCACGUUUCCUUAAAAACGCCCUUUUAUUGUUAAUAAAAUCAUGCAAUACUGAUUUCAGUUCGCAGAAUACAUGUCAAUGCAAAUGUUUAAGAAACCAAAUACUCCGAACGUAUCUAGUGCAUCAAAAACAAAAAGAACAUAAAC